Messenger RNA from Caenorhabditis elegans, 1349 nucleotides. RefSeq names its product F-box domain-containing protein (gene C14B1.3). The coding region runs from base 93 to 1247 and encodes 384 amino acids. The transcript has 4 exons. Gene Ontology annotation, cellular component: cytoplasm. The record is from RefSeq and is marked reviewed. Lineage: Eukaryota; Metazoa; Nematoda; Chromadorea; Rhabditida; Rhabditidae.
GCAUUUCGCAAGACUUCCAUUCUCUGCGUCUCUCUCCUUCUGACUCAUUUCUUCUCUUUAAAAUCGAAAAAUAUUGUUCUCAUCGACCCCAAAUGUUUAAAGCGUUCUCAUCGAUAAUGCAAAGUCUACAGUUCAAAACCGAUGUUCCAGUGAUAAUAGAUGCAGAAACUGUGCCGAACGAAUGUUUCUCGCCAAUUUUCCGAAGGCUGGACAAAAAAUCACUUCUAAACUGCCAAUUGGCUUGCCAUCGAUUCAAUGAUUUGAUAUCAAGUGACUCGUUUUGGAUUGAAUAUGCUCGAAUUUUAAAUAUAUCAAAUGUUCUUCCAUCUUUGGAGUGGAGAAGAGCAGCGACACAGAAGAAGUUUGUUGGAAAUGAAGACAAUGAAAUUGACACUUCAAGUUUUAAUUUUAAUAUUAAAAAAAUAGUUCUGUCUGGAAGAGGCUACUCACCAAUCACUCCGCUUUUCAUUUCUCAUUUUGAAAAUGCACGUGACAACACAAUAAGUGGAACUCUCCGUUCAGAUGAUUUUUCAAUCAGAGCGAAUGGCAGUGGAAUCCACAUGGAAAGAGAUGGAGGAAACGGUUGUGAACCACAUCCGGAUGUUUCCAAGUGCUUCGUAUUUUCAUUCACAGAGAGCUCAAUCAGUGUUUUCAUCGAUUUGGUGAACUCUGGAAUUGACCCAUGGAUCUUGGAUCACGUUCGCCCGAGAAUUAGAAUUACACAGAAAGUCAAUCAUCGUAAUGAUUGUGCAGCCAGGCUCUCAUUUGCUGCUCAGUUGAACUAUCACGAGACUCAGUGGAUUGAAAGAUUUGGCCAUGUACAAACUAUGAGCAACACUGAUCAUAAAAGAUAUAAAUCUGUAAAUAAGGAAUGGGCUCAAUGGACUGGUCAACCUUGGGAAGAUUGGACAAUUGAGUUUGACGAUUACCCGUCUGGAAUUCGACAUUUAACUAUUCUGAAUGAAGGUGAAGAUAGACAAUUUUGGAGAGGAUUCUACGGACCAAAAGUUGCCAAUAUUCAAGUCGAAGUUAUUCUGCCUGAUGAGCCAAUAGUUAAACCACUCGCUGUUGAUUCCGAAAAAUGCAAUGAAGACGAGAAUCCUAACGCUGAAGACGAGGAUGAUGACGAUGAUGAAGUACCGCCAAGAGUCGGAGUUUUUAGAAUGCCACUCUUUCGUCGUGGUCGUCACAUGUAUGGAAUUCCUCCCGCUGUGGCUCGUCAUGAAGAUGAAGACGAGGAAGAUUAAAUAAUGCACCGACAAUUUUUCGCUUAACUGUUUUAUAAAGUGUUUGUAUGACUGGAAAAGUUUGUUAUAUCUGUAAUCGAAUGAAUAUAUAAAUAUUUUAAC